UCAAUACUAUUAGGACACUAAAGAGAAUAAACCGUUGAACAAGCACUGUUUUACAAGAGAGCGACAUUUUAUAUAGAAGUUAUUGUAAAGCGGGAAAGAUAAUCUUUAUUAUUUACAAUUGGAUUUUAUACAGAAGUUUCAAUGCACAUUGUCAUUCGAACAUUGGUGCAUUCAUUGUGUUUAAAACUGUGAAUUUUGAUUUUAUACUUUGUGAAAAGACAUUUAAAACAACAGGGAACAAUUUGAAAAAAAACAAUAUCGGGUGUUUUUGAAAACGUGAAAGUUUUCAAAGUUUAUUUUUUUCGCGUAGUUCACGUCAAACCGCAACAAUUGAGUAUACGGAUAUGAGCACGGAGAUGUCCCUGAAGGGGCAGGCUCCGCCACAGACACAGCUACCAGCCAGUCACCACCCGGGUAUGAACGGCCCGUCCCCAGGGCUCAAUAAUAAUGAAGAUCAUAUCUCUGAACACCAUCAGUCACCAAAUGGACAAAAUGGCUCCCAGGGUGCUGGUGGCCCCGGGGCUAAAAACGCACAGGCAGCAAAUGACAGAGUUAAACGCCCAAUGAAUGCAUUUAUGGUGUGGUCAAGGGGACAGCGGCGAAAGAUGGCUCAAGAAAAUCCAAAGAUGCACAAUUCUGAAAUUAGCAAAAGACUUGGCGCAGAAUGGAAACUUCUGUCCGAGACGGAAAAACGCCCUUUCAUAGAUGAGGCGAAGCGACUGCGGGCAAUUCACAUGAAGGUAAUUGCGGAACACCCCGAUUACAAGUACCGUCCACGACGAAAAACUAAAACGUUAAUGAAGAAGGAUAAAUAUGCCUUGCCGGGUAUGCCCCCGGGGGCUGGAGGAAUGGGUAUGGGACAGGUGGGAAGAGACGCAACAGGAAUGUACAUGAAUGGAUACAUGCCAAACGGAUACCCGAUGAUGACUGAUCCAAAUGCCUAUCAACAAAUGCAGCACAUGGGCGCGUUCCAGGGAGGUUAUGGACAAUAUUUACCUGCUCAAAGCAUGCAGGUAGGACAGGGUACAACCUCCGCCUCUUAUAUGAAUGGUGGCUCAAGUUAUACAAUGUCAAUGGCUCCUUAUGGCAUGCCACCCCAGUCUCAUGUUAUAAAACGUGAAUCGAACACACCCCAAGGACACUCAAGUGUGGGCGCACCACAAGGCGUCUCAGGGCGACCUAAUGGUGUAGCCCCUGGGGACUUACGUGAAAUGAUCAGUAUGUAUUUACCCCCGGGCUCAGACCCCAAUGACCCAAGUGCUCAACAAAGACUACAGCAACAAAUGCAGGCAAUGGGACAUUAUCCAGUACCGUCCAGUGAAUCCAUGAACUCAAACACCGUACCGCUAACUCAUAUGUAAAACUCUUUAAUACUUCAUAGAAAACAAUCAGUAUUUAUAUCUUAAAACGUGAAUUUGUGUGCGUACUUGUUAAUUUGGAAAUGGUGUUUUAAAUGUGAAAAAAAAUCGCCUAUACUUAGAUGUGUUUUAAUUUCUAAAUGUUCUUAAAUUACUUCUAAAUAGUGAAAUGAGAUGCUGAAGACGCGAUUAAUGGUGAAAUGGACACCAGUUCUCAGUGUUGAUGGAAGUCUUUAUUUUUUUGCAAAUUGUCCCGAAAACUUGAGUUUUAUUUGACAUGUAUAUAUAUGUGUACUGACAUAAAAGUUUACACGUUUCACUACGCCGGUUAAUAUUUGAAACAUGAAGAAUGAGUGUUCAAAUUAAACAUUUUCUCAUGCGUUCAACUCCAUGACACAUUAUCAGUAAAACUUCGCUUUCAUCCCCCGAUAUUCAUAUAUUAAAUAAUAUUGAAAAUUACUACAUAUAUAAUGUUGCCCUCGGGUGUUUUUACAAGGGUAAACGAUUGUUUAUGUACACUUAACAUGUUAGAAUUCAAUUAAAUCUAGAGUACUAUAAAAUUACUUUCCAAUAUCGGAGUAAUUCCAUUGUUUUUAUAUAGAAUUUAGCCUUAGGGAAAAUGUUUAAAAAUUUGUAUCUUGUCCGAUCGGUGAAGAAUUAAGAAAAAUUCUCAAUUUGUUAUAAUUUCAAGUUUUUAUUUUCAAGUACAUAAAAGUUUUUGUUUUUUCUUUUUGUUUUAAAUUUAAAGAAUUAAUCCUAAAUUAAGGUUUAGAAAAAAUGUGUUCAUUAAUUUUCAAAUCUCGAAGAAUAAGGGGUAAACUGUGUAUAUAAUUAUAGUAUAUAAAUUGUGCUGGACUUGGUGCCCUUCUUUUCAAGGCUCAAAACCCUAUAUCACUUACUUUCUUGUCACUUUGUAAUUAUAGAUAUAUAUGUAUAUUGUGUUUCAAUUUUUAUUCGAAUUUAUUAUUUGUUUCAAAACUCUUUUCACAACAGUGAUGUUUUGAAUAGUCACACUACAAGAAAUAUAGAGGAGAAAUCUCUAGUUGCUACAGACAUUUAUUAUUUAUAUUAUAUAUUGUUGAGAAUACUGUCUUAGAUGUAUAUAUUAUACAUUAUAAAAAAAGUUCUUUUUACAAGAAAAAAAUAAAUGUCAUUGAAAUAAUUUUA
Messenger RNA from Ruditapes philippinarum (Manila clam), 2525 nucleotides. RefSeq names its product transcription factor Sox-2-like. The record is from RefSeq and is a predicted model, not a curated record. Gene Ontology annotation, molecular function: DNA-binding transcription factor activity, RNA polymerase II-specific; RNA polymerase II cis-regulatory region sequence-specific DNA binding. Gene Ontology annotation, biological process: regulation of DNA-templated transcription; cell differentiation; anatomical structure morphogenesis. Bases 345 to 1361 code for a protein of 338 amino acids. The transcript has 2 exons. NCBI's taxonomy places the organism in Eukaryota, Metazoa, Mollusca, Bivalvia, Venerida, Veneridae.